Messenger RNA from Andrographis paniculata, 1513 nucleotides. RefSeq names its product 3-hydroxyisobutyryl-CoA hydrolase-like protein 2, mitochondrial. Gene Ontology annotation, molecular function: 3-hydroxyisobutyryl-CoA hydrolase activity. Gene Ontology annotation, biological process: L-valine catabolic process. Bases 126 to 1340 code for a protein of 404 amino acids. The record is from RefSeq and is a predicted model, not a curated record. The transcript is spliced from 14 exons. NCBI's taxonomy places the organism in Eukaryota, Viridiplantae, Streptophyta, Magnoliopsida, Lamiales, Acanthaceae.
AAUCUUCCUUUUUCUGCAAUGGAGGUUUGGCUCUAGAAUUCUUGUGCGAAUCGGAAGCGCUGAUCAGCCGCACGAGGAUUUCAGUAAGCUCAAGCUACUGCGGAGGUUGAUUUUUCUCGUCAGCAAUGCGGAGACUGAAAUCGCUGUUGCCGUUCGCCCGGACUGGUUUUGUAUCUCAACAGAGAAGAAGCUUUUCUGCUCUCCCCAGCUAUGCGCAGCCGGAUUAUCUCCAGAAAGAAGAGGUGUUGGUGCAAGGCAGGGCGAAUUCCAGAGAGGCCGUUCUGAAUAGACCAGCUGCACUGAAUGCUCUCACUGCUUCCAUGGUUACUCGAUUGAGCAGAUUAUAUGAGUCUUGGGAGGAAAACUCGGAUAUAGGAUUUGUCAUGAUGAAGGGUAACAGUCACAAAGCAUUCUGCUCCGGCACGGAUGUUGUUGCAAUAUAUCAUCUCAUUAAUGAAGGGAAAAUUGAGGAAUGCAAAGAAUUUUUUCAGAGUUUAUACAACUUCGCCUAUGUUUUGGGAACAUAUCUUAAGCCAAAUGUGGCUAUAAUGGAUGGUAUUGUUAUGGGAGGUGGGGCAGGCAUUUCACUUCCCGGGAUGUUUCGUGUUGUAACUGAUAGAACUGUCUUUUCGUAUCCAGAGGUUCAGAUAGGUUUCCAUCCCGAUGUAGGGGCAUCAUAUUAUCUCUCUCGUCUUCCUGGAUAUUUAGGUGAAUACUUAGCUCUUACGGGUGAGAAGUUAAAUGGCGUUGAAAUGAUGGCUUGCGGUCUAGCUACACACUAUUCUCUCAAAGAAAAACUUCCUCUGAUUGAAGAGCGGCUCGGUAGUUUAAUAACUGAUGACCGCUCUGUCAUUGAAAACGCCCUUGCUCAGUAUGGUUGUUUAGUCUAUCCUGCUUAUGAGAGUAUAGUUCAUAGGAUUGAUGUAGUCAACUCAAUUUUCAGCCACAAUACAUUGGAGGAAAUUGUGGAAGCUUUGGAAUCAAAAGCAGCCGAACCCGAAAAUAAGUGGCACGCUAGAAUGCUGAACAAAAUAAAAGAAGCUUCGCCACUGAGCUUGAAAGUGACAUUGCAGUCUAUUCGAGAGGGUCGAUUUCAAACUAUUGAUCAGUGCCUGACUAGGGAGUAUCGAACAUCCCUGAAGUUUAUAUCCAAGCACGUCUCAAAUGAUUUUUGCGAGGGUGUACGUGCAAGAUUAAUCGACAAGGAUUUUGCUCCAAAGUGGAAUCCAUCAAAGUUGGAGGAGGUGACUGAGGACAUGGUCGCCUCGUUCUUCGCCCCUCUCGGUGAAAUCGAGCCUGAAUUGAAGCUUCCUUGUGAAGUACGCGAGCCGGACGUAUGAAUUUUUUCACAAAAAGGAAGAAGCAGGUUAACUUUGGUUAUUUCUGAGGCAAGUGCUUCUUUGUUAACUGCAAAUUUUGUGGUGAUUCACACUAGUAAUAGAAUGUGGCAUUGUCGUAUGUUAUAAAGAUAUAUUGUAGCACUAAUAAUGAAUGACAUAUGUUUGUUUCUUUA